This is a messenger RNA of Cladocopium goreaui, 1665 nucleotides long. NCBI's taxonomy places the organism in Eukaryota, Dinophyceae, Suessiales, Symbiodiniaceae. The record is from the annotation of a GenBank genome assembly.
AGGAGAGUGCUGAAAUGGUGGCACCCACACCUGGAGAGGAGCCCCGGGGGCAAGGCCUGAGACAGGCCUUGCGCCACUUGCGCUUCCAGCUGCCUAGUUUCGAGGCCGAUGGCUUGCAGCAGGUGCUGACAGCACUCACGUCCUUGUCGGAACUGCUGCCGCUGUGCAUGUGCCCUGGAGUUCCGUCAUGGAGACAGGUGGCUGACAGUGGCAAUUGGCCAUGGCGAGGCACAAAAGACGCAGAUGCACCUGGAUGGUCGGAAUUGAAGGAUGCCCUUUCAGCAUUGUCACAGCUUGCGAUGGGCCUCUUCGAAAGGGAAGGCAUUGAUGCUACAGGUGCAGAUCAGAGUCCACAGGGCUUCUUCCGGCGAGCCGUUCGGGUGCACCCACAGCCGAUGGCAGCUGCAGUGUUGGAAGGGCAGCAAGAAAUUCCAUUGGAGAUACCUGGGGAUGACACCCUUGACCUGCUUUGUGGCCCCAUGAUGUCGGACCCUGAUGCAAAACCUGAGAAGCUGCCAGAACUUUGGCCACGAGUGCUGGAAGUGGGCAGUGAUGACUGGCCAGAGGCCACUGUGGCAGAAACGAAGGCAGCCCAGCUGGUUCCUGGCAUUCCAGUUGACUGGCAGCGUUUUCCCUCACUGUCCGGAAACCCAGAGGGCCCAGGGGUUGCUGGUUUCUAUAUCGUCUUUCCCAUCUCUGUCUUGGCACUGGUUCUGAAGAUUCUACACAUUGAAGCUGUCUUUGGCGAAGGGAAGAAGGACUUCGUCACAGGCUUCUACUUCCUUGUGGAUGGAGCACCUUGGAGUGGUUUCAGCGGCUUCGUGUCUUUCGUCAUUGUCUUCCGGCUCUCUGCUGCGUACUCCACAUAUUGGUCGGCCUAUACCACGGCGAACGCCUUCCUGGGCGACUGGUCCGGUUCUGCUGCCUCAGCUGUCAGCUUCUGCCGUGGCUCCAAGCAGCCAGAGGAGCAAGUGGAGGUGUUCUUGCACAAGGUCAUCCGGUUGUACAGCAUGCUGAGCGCUUGCGCACUGCAGGAGCUCUCUCCUCGAAAGUCUCAUCAGGUCUGGGGGCUGCUGACCCUGAACUCUGGUGGCAUUGACGAGAAGUCCCUAGCUAUGCUGGAUGGAUCAAACCAACGCGUAGAUCUGUGUUACCACUGGAUCCAGCAGGUGAUCGUUGAUGCGCAGAACGAUAGCAUUUUUGGCGUGCCUCCUCCCAUGGUCUCCCGCACCCUGGCAGAGCUAUCCUCGGGAAUGGGCAAAUUUGGUGAUGCCAAGAAGCAUGCCACGACACAGUUCAACUUCCCCUACGCGCAGACCUGCAAAUGGCUCUUGAUCCUCUAUUCAAUACUGAUGCCGUUCAUGAUGGUUCGUUGGUCCGAUUGGGCCUCCGGUGCCUUUAUCUUCACCUUUGUUCAGCUGUUCUUCAUCUGGACAUUGGAGGCCAUCACCAUCAUCUUGGAGAACCCGUUUGACACUUCAGAUCCAAACUGCAUCGACGUCUUCCAACUCCAGCUGAGUUUCUCCACUGCAGUGUCUUACUUCCGCGCCACAUGCGCAUGAUGUUGAGAUUUGGAGUGCAUAGCUUCAGAUUCUCGUGAAUUGAGGGACAACUACCGUAGAUGUCUACUGUAGGGAUUUUCAAUCGGUCAGUGGAAGGCCGGCC